Molecule: messenger RNA, 3096 nt
Organism: Leishmania major strain Friedlin
Lineage: Eukaryota; Euglenozoa; Kinetoplastea; Trypanosomatida; Trypanosomatidae
Exons: 1
Coding region: 1-3096 (1031 amino acids)
Source: RefSeq, a predicted model, not a curated record
AUGCUCUCACAGGCUCUCCUGUCCGCCGUCGAGCGAGACCUGGCCGUUGCGCGUCAGCUGGCGCACUUCCACGUCGACCUGUACGCCAGUGAAGGUGAUUCAGACGAAAAUGGGGACUUCAUAGGGCCGUUCCGCCACUAUCCACCGUUGUCGAGCGACUUGCGCAGCAGUCAGGGAACGCUUACCCGUGGUGUGCAUGCCUACGCGGUGCUUUCAAACCCGGUGCAGCGACCGCGUCAAGGCACCUGCGCGGUGCUGAUGGAGCUGUCUCGGCCCCUGGAGUGGCUCUCGCAGCGCGGCCGUCAUCGCUGCCCAGGCGCAGGAGUCGGCGCAGCGGCUGGUGUGGGCACCGCAGCCACGACGUCGUCCUCUACAAGCAGUCACGUCGAUAAUGCGAGUGCAGAAGGGCGUCUCGGCGUGGGUGGAGUUAGCGGCCAGCGAGGUCCUACCGCAAACAGUAGUUGCGGCAAACUGGCGAGUGGUCCCGGUGCCUUGUCGGGCGCCCACGUGGCCAGCCCCGCUUCCCCUAGCAGCGCCGGCAUGGACGCCGCCUCGCCUUUGCACACUGCAGGUGUACCGCUCCUCAUCGCCACCGCUGCUCUCGAAGUUGUCUUCCCGGCUCGCUAUCCAAGCGUGCCAUGUCAGUGGCAGCUGUUCGAGGAAGUCUCGUUCGGCGGUGUGGGCGAUCAUUCAACCUCCUCCUGGGCCGUCACGGCGGGUCAUCACCGCGGCAACACCGGCGGAAGCAGCAGUGGCAGGUCCCGGCCUCAUCAUCUGCACGGAAGCACAUCCAGGUGCCGCACCAACUCCCCCGCGUGGUGUGCCCGCAGCGGGGCGGAGGACGGGGCAUGCGGCACGACUGGUCCGCCCGGCAGCUCCUCCCCCUUCAUUGAUCACGACAGGGCGGACGGCACCGCCUCGAGGGUGGCCGACACGGCAACGCCAACGCUCACCGCAUUCGUCGUGUCCGAUGUGGGGCGCCGUCUAUUACGAUGGAUUGCCGAGGCGCGCGCCGGCACGGGCGAUUCGUUCAUCCUGUCCUCCCCUUCGCUGGUGUCGAUGAUGACGAGCAGUGCGACUGCAAAUGUGUGGGGUGGCCAGGAGCACCAGUACGGCGGCGGCAUCAACAAAACAUACCCUUUUUUGCUUGAUUUUGCAAUGCUGCUGCGCUACUGGAGUGCCGUGGAGCUCGACGUGCACCACCUUAUCCUCCCCUCUCGGAUUGCGAUGGCCUACGGUAGUGGCAGCACCCGCGUGCCGCCAGUCAUGACGAGCAUGCACGUUAGUGGCGGCGGCGGCGCUGCUGUCGCGGCGGCGGCAGCGCCCGCCGUUGGUGUCUCAGCCCCUGUGGCUGGCGGUUCCCUGCCGAGAUCGGCCUCAGCCGCUGCAGCAGCGUCGAGCAAGAUGGUCUGCACCAACGUGGCAGCGAGCAGCUCUUCCGCGCAAUCGACGGCAGCAUCGACUAGCGCGUCUGCCGCUGUUGGGGGCGGUGCUCUGUAUGGUGGAACAACAUCCUCGACUGCGUCAGUCCCCGCGCCAGCGCCGGGGGCAGCGGGUGCGGCUGGUGGUAAUGUGAGCAGCGGUGUCGUGGCAACCGGUGCCGGCGCCGGAGUCUCAGUUCUCUACCCCUUUCGCCGUCGCCCUGCCAAGAGCUUCAUGGCGGUGCUCCUGCCACAGGGUGACGUGGCGGUGUUGGGCACGCCGCUGCCGGCGCGUCGCGCGCGCCAUGGGGUGAGUACCACUACCGCCAACAGCAACGACAAUGGGCCCGGCGCGACGGCACCGCGGCCUCCGUUUCGUCGAUUGCCGUUGUGCCUACGACACAUCUACGAGGGGCCUCAGGAUGCCGAUGGGACUGAAAAGAUGCGCGCUGGCACGGUGGUGAGCUGCACGUCGCAGUUUGAACUGGGCAAGGCACUGCCCAGCUAUGUGCUUCCUGCCCACGUGCUGGGCACCGUGUACAAGUGCGGGUGGGACAGCGUAAGCUUGUUCAGCGGCAAGACAGCUAACGCGACGCUGCACGCGAACGCGAAACUAGCAAAGGCACUGCGGCUUCCAGAUGUGAGCGACCUCUUGCAGGUCCUCCGACGACUCGCCAAGAACGUCGGCACGCCGUCCACGGGGGUGUUGUACGUGGGCGUGGUGCUCUGGCCUGCGCUGAUGGAGACGGUGCGCGUACUGCGAAAUAGGCGGCUUCCGUUUUGGGCCGGGUUGGCGGUGUGCUCGCUGCUGCUCCCGGGCGUGCUGCAGCAGGUUGACAGUGGACGGCAAGCAGAUCCCGGCGGCGGUGGACGAAGCGGCGGCUGUCGCGUCCCCGUCAGCAUCCUGCCCGCAGACAGCGACCAGCCGGCGGUGGGAGGUAAUUCACCCUCGCAGUUGCGUCGCCGGCACUUGGCUGAGUUGAUCGAGGUGGUUAGCUUCACAGAGCAGGUGCUGGCUGUCGCGCAAAAGCACACGUUGCUAUGCGAGGUUCGGCUCGUGCGGUUUUCGCUCCAGCGCCUGCUGCCACUCUUGCAGAGGGGUGAGGUCUGCGGAUAUCACCGCGCCAGUGCCGCAGAUGACCGCAUCGCAACCGCGGCGCAUACCUGCCUUAGUCAUAGUGACCUUUCGAAAUGUACUGCUGCCUGUGCGCCAGCUGGCCUCCUCCCGUUAGCACCGCUCGUGGCGUCCUCGGCGGAGAUGUGCCGUCGCGUGCAUGCCCCGAUCAGCGUCUGCGCCGUGUGCGGCCUGUCGCUGCUCCGCAACACCGUCACCCACGCACACGUCAGUGGAAACGGCAGCGCUGCGGCGGCGGCAGCACCGCUGACGGAGAUGCGACACCGCUCGCACGCCACCGCCUCUGUGGAGAGGGAUUCAGACACGCUGCAGCGGAAAAAGGACGGAGAUGACGGUCGCCCUGUCGACAGCGCGGCCAGCUCUGAAAGUGGUCCGGAAGCGACGCGCGCAACGCCGAGGACGUUGCGGGAGGAAGGCUGCCUCGUCGUCCAGUGCGCUCGCUGCGGGCACGGCGGGCACGUGGAGCACAUCAGCAGCUGGUGGAACGAUCCCACCGUGCGGUGUUGCCCGAAGGGCUGUGACUGCAGGUGUAUCUACUAG